GCGGGUGAAUAAUAAUCAUGAUACAGUUUUAACGAUCUUUACCAUAUUUGUAGGCCAUGCUGUCCAGUACAGUCUAUGGAAUUGAAACCAGGCUAGUUUUCGUUUAUCUAUGGUUUGUGUCUCCUACUGAUUAUCAAAAAGACAAAGAAAACCCCGUGCAUUAAGAGCUCAAGCUUCCAAGAACCUCUCCCAAUGGCGGGGCACUCAUCAGGUAGUGAAGACCUGUGGGAUGAACUAUCUAGGAUUCCAAAGCGAGUGGGCGUGGCCUCUCUCCCCAAGAGGUCUCGGAUCCCCAGCGUAGAGGAGAUUGGCUCAAAGAAGGAACCAAAAUGGAUGCUUCGAUCGGGAGCACAAAAUCUAGCGACUGCUCUAAACGAGCCAUUGAACCGUGAACUGGACCUCUUCACUCGAACGUGGGGCAGCUAUUUUAUCCCCACCGCCCCCCUCCCCCCGUCCACACUACCCUCCAUCGAGUUGCGCGACUUUCUUCCAUACCUCAAGAAUACGUCUCGAGGGCGCAAAUCUCACCGGUCAAUCAUACGAGAAAUGAAGAAGCAGGCUGAAGGUACCACGCCCACCUCCCCCUCGAUGAUUGCCCCCCUCGUUGCCAAGCUCAACGAAGGGGGGAAGACGUACGACCUCUCAUCUGUACCACGAGUAUACAUGCAAAACGACUUCUCUUUAGAGGACCCUCCGACUUUCAAAGAAGUCAUACCACUAUCGCAACUGUUCCCGGCCAAGCGAGGGGGUGUGGUCAGUACUAAGGAAGGUACAAACCACUCGACGAAGCUCCUUCAUGAACAGCUGACCCAGUACCUGGACGUCAUCGAGGUCCACCUGGCUCACCAGAUCUCACAGAGGUCGGACCUGUUCUUUGAGACCCUCUCCUCCCAACAGGACCUUCAGGAACUCAUGACCGACGUGAGGCACGAUGUCGUUGAGCUAAGACACAAGAUUCGUGAGCUUGACAGAGUCUCCACUCACCAGACACUUAAUCUCCUUAGGGCAUUCAUCCGUCGUCGUCACUACACAAUCCUAGUCGACAAACUCCGUCUCAUUACCAUCGUCCAACAGACGCAACCAAACAUCCAAUCACUCUUGGCUGCCUCCGAUUUCGUGGGUGCCCUAGAACUAAUCAGCACUACGCAGGAGGUCUUAACGCAAGAGUUACAGGGAGUGCAUGCCCUCAGGCAUUUAGGGUCGCAGUUAAGAGAAAUGGAGAAAGCAAUUGGGAGAAUGAUGGAGGGAGAUUUUGUGAGCUUCUGCUUGGAGGACAUUCGACAGAGGAUCAGAGAGGCAGCUGAUGGGGUGGAGGGUCUGGACACAGAGGAGAGGUUGAUCUCUGUGACCUUUGGACUCCUACGACAAGGGAAGGUCCAUUUCGUGACGGCACUCAGAGAAAAACUUCUCUUGUUCUUAAAGACGCAGGUCAAAGACAUUGUACAUGGCUACCUCAAUUUACCCUCUGACCCCGGAGACGAGGCAACACCACUCUCACAGACCAUUAAGGAGCUGAACUUUGACCCCUGGCUGACCCUUCUCACCCACGUCUUUGAUUGCCUCAUUAUUCAUUUGAGAGCAGUACAAGCCUCUGUGAAGGUGAUUGCUGGAGUGUGUCAGAGAGCAGCUGGCAAUACUGUGGUCUUUGUGGAAUCUAGCCCCCCUCCCGAGCCAAUAACCACACCCUCUGACCCCCCACCUCCCUCACUGAACUAUGCCCCCAUGGAGUCAAUGGAGGACCAGGAAGCAGCUGACCGUCUCGAGCAAAUGCUAUUGGACGAUGAGCUUAGUGACACUCAUAUGGGACUUUCCCUCACCACAAACGUGGACUCUAACAAUAUUAUUAAAGAGGAGGACAGAACAGAUUUAAAAUCUUCCGCCAUGCCAACAGCUGAGGAAAAUACGACUGACGCAAAUGAAGAAAAUCGAUUGGACGCCAAUUUUGCAGAGUGUGAGGGUGGUGUGAUCCCGGCUGAACUAAGCCACACCCUCCUAGUAGAGUGUGAGGAGGUGGUGACUGCAUCAUGUGACCUACUCCACGCUCGCUGUGCCAGGAUUCUGAGUAUUCGUGCCAAGGCUGGUCUACUGGAGGAGCUGCUUCCCUCAGAGUUUGUGCGCCUGGUUCGUCUGGUGGAGACCUUUGUCAACAGGAGCACGACACUCACGGGUCGACAGUGUCCCCAGCUCAGGUCCUCCCUACUCUCUCAGGGCAAGAAAUUUCUCGAGAAAUUCCACACACAAAAGUUGGGCAAGCUAAGUCUGUUAUUGGACGGUGAGAGAUGGAAACAGACCGAGGUCCCCGCAGAGAUACAGACCGUAGUCUCCACUCUAGAGUCUGGUAUUCAACCCCCCACUAUGGCCGCAGAGAACUCGGUCAAAUCCUCCGACUCUCAGCCCCCCAGCAACAAGCUCUCCAUACACGGACAACAGUUUGCCGUCGUCUCAAUCGUCCUGCUACUAAUCAAGAUGGUGAUGGAGUACUGCUCUUGUGCUGAUGACCUCCCGAUGCUCAUCACUGACGUCCUCUCAAAACUUGUCGAGAUUUUAAAGAAAUUCAACUCUCGGACAUGUGAGCUGGUUUUGGGGGCAGGGGCUAUGACAGCAGUGGGUCUCAAGACGAUAACAGCUAGGCAUUUGGCACUAUCCACUCGUUGCCUUGAGGCAGUGAUGCUGAUCAUACCGUGCGUUAAGAAGCACUUUGAGGUGCGGCUACCCCCCCAACAACACGUCCUCCUCUCCCAGUUUGAUCUUGUUAUUGAAGACAUCAGCUCACACUGUCAGAGAACCAACGUCAAGGUCAUGGGCAUAAUGGACGCCAUGAUCAUGAAGCAACUCGACAAGUGGGAGGCCAAGAGUCCAGUGCCGUCAGUGCCGUUUAAGAACCUGGUCAAACAGAUUGUUAAGCUACACGAUAACUUGGUGGACAUUCUCCCCUCCGACCUCUUGCAGGCACUGUUUGCCGGUAUAGAGCAGAUGUUCACUAGUCACCUCCGUGAGAAGCUACUGGUCCUCGGCAUCUCCAACAAUGGCAGCACACUGCACGGGAUUGUGAAUUCUGAGCUGAGUCAUUUCAAAGGUUCCCUGAGCUCUCUGGAAGAUGUGAAAGCAUUUGGAAGCAGUUUAUUUGAUGUGUGGACUGGACUCAGAUAGCAUUUUAUAGGGUUAACUUAUUAUAUAUAUAUAAUCAUAUAACUUUGUGCAAUCGUUGUUUCUUCGUGUGCAGAAAGUAUUCUACACUAUUCUCACCAUAAUUAUACCGUA
This is a messenger RNA of Halichondria panicea, 3261 nucleotides long. Its product is annotated as vacuolar protein sorting-associated protein 54-like. Gene Ontology annotation, molecular function: syntaxin binding. The coding region runs from base 193 to 3150 and encodes 985 amino acids. The record is from RefSeq and is a predicted model, not a curated record. The transcript has 16 exons. Lineage: Eukaryota; Metazoa; Porifera; Demospongiae; Suberitida; Halichondriidae. Gene Ontology annotation, cellular component: GARP complex. Gene Ontology annotation, biological process: retrograde transport, endosome to Golgi; Golgi to vacuole transport.